This is a messenger RNA of Episyrphus balteatus (marmalade hoverfly), 3701 nucleotides long. Its product is annotated as transmembrane channel-like protein 7. The record is from RefSeq and is a predicted model, not a curated record. NCBI's taxonomy places the organism in Eukaryota, Metazoa, Arthropoda, Insecta, Diptera, Syrphidae. Gene Ontology annotation, cellular component: plasma membrane. The transcript has 3 exons. Gene Ontology annotation, molecular function: mechanosensitive monoatomic ion channel activity. The coding region runs from base 164 to 622 and encodes 152 amino acids.
AAUCAACGGCCGAUCAUUUCGCGUUUAGAUAUUUAUUAAUUAUUUAUGCGAUAUAAUUUUGUAAAAUUCGCAUUUCGCUACGUACAUGAUCCGGCAUAUAUUGUUUUCUUUUAACUCUCGGAGUAUAUAAAUAUACAGCCGUGAGAAUUAAUGUGUGUUUAUUAUGUCUAAUACAAGAAGCCGAAAAAACAAUACACAAGGUUGGGAGGAGGCUGGUGGUGAAUUCUAUCAAGAAAGUUAUCCAGCUGAGUGGGAAAGUUUUCAACGGGAUCCUGCAGCGAUUGCCACUCUUUUGCCCUCUAAACAAAAUCGAGUCGCUACAUCAAGGCGAAUACGUAACAAUCAACAAGAUACACAGGUCAAAAGACGUCAAACACAAUUCAAUACAAGGUCAAAUUCAAUUGCGAGACGAGAAAUCCAGUAUCAAGAUGUUCAAGGUUCUGCUCUGCCUGAUUUAUCACAAGACUUAACCGACGAAGAACGAAUAUGGGAAGAGAUUCAAGAAAUAAAAUCUAUGCCAGUGUCAAUGACACAAAAAAAGGAUUUAAAGGCUAAACUUCAAGAAAUCAUCGUCUCCUGCAGCCUGAGACCACCACCACCCAAUAACAGCAUUCAACAGUGAACAUUUGUGAGAUUACAUCAAUUACUCCUGCCGCAAAUAAUAACAAAAAUUUUGUUUGUGAAAGUUAAAAAACAAAAUAAAACAAUUUCAGGGAAAAAAAAAUGAAUCUUGUUCUUUUUUUUGGUCGCAAUUCGGCCAUUCCACACGGAGAAGACACAAACAUUGACUUUGUUUUCAGUCUAUCUCGUUGAAGAAGCAACCUUUUUUUCUUGAAACUUGGUAGGUGUUAAGGGCUUGAAAGAUGAUGUUCUAGAAGUUUCACGAAAAACUAAUUUAACGUAGCCAAAUUAUUCACAAAUAAAGGGUUAACGGAGAAGACGCGUACAAAUCUUUUCCGUUACCGUCUUUGUCUGUUAAUAAUUCAGCUAUUUUGAAUUAGUUUUUCUUGAAACUUCUAGAACUUCAACUUUAUAAUGUGCCCUUAAGACCUACCAAGUUUCAAGAAAAAAGAUUGCUUCUUCAACGAGAUAGACUAGAUAAUAAGCGUGAAAAUGUCCUAAAAAUGCGAAUGGAAAUACGAAACGUCAUUUCUUUUUUGUUCUUUUUUCUGGUAGGUUUUGGCUGCUCCGACUCGGGUACGUCUUCGGCUCCGUUUUCUCAGAGUUGAGAUUUUCACCACACCAAUACAUAUGUAAUCGGCUCCGCGGUGAUUUAUAAUUGCCAUACUACCCUUCAAGCAAACAAGUCCGACCUCUGUCCGAAUCCGCUCCGCCUCGCGCGGAGCUGAGUCCGACUUCGGCUCAGAAACGGGUCCGAAGGCGGCUCAAAAUAGUAUGGAAAUUAUAAUCACCGCGGAGUCGAUUUUAUAUGUAUUGGUUUUUUCACCACGAUUUCUCCUUCGACUUUGUGUUCAUACACAAAAAGUUGCAAGUGUGUGAGUGUAACCCCGCUUUUCUCGGUCGGAGGUCGGAGUGUCUUUUCUGAACUCCGUUUUCUUGCUUGAAGGGUAAUUUGAGCCGCCGUGGAACCCGUUUCGUUGCCGAGCUCGGACUCAUUUCGGAGCCGAUUCGGACCGAGGUCGGACUCGUUUGCUUGAAGGAGACAGAUGUUCUUAUUAUUUAUUUUUUUGUUUUGGUAAAGUUACUGUUUUACCGUUUCAAAAGAAUGUUCUGUUUAAUCAGUUUAUCCCCUACUUCCGACAUCCCUUCCUUAUUAGUAUCUUGUUAAAAAUAAAAAUUUUGUUAGUAAUACAGUAAAAUAAGGUGAAAAAAGGGGUAAAUCUCGGAAUGAAUGUUAAUAGAAAUUUUUUUUGCUCACUAUCUUCGUUUUGGCAUUCUAUAGCAUACCUCAAAAGUCUAGAAAAAUCUAAUGUCCGCGAGUCGCGAUUUUCAAGGUCAAAGCGCGAAAGGAGAUUUUCAAAAUUAGCAAUAAUAGUAAUGGUAUUAUAUACACAAAAGAUACAUGUUUUCGAGGUAUUUUUAAAUGCUGAUGCCAAAAAAUCUAAAAUCAAGACAAUCUGACGUCUCUAAAAAAAGUUAUACCAGAUUUUCAUCUGUCAACCCAUAUUAUUAUAACAGUUGCAAACUUACUACCGAAAAACCCUUAAAAGUUAUGGUAGAGGAACUAAAUUUUGCAUGAAGGUUUUCAUAUCCAUUAUUAUUAGGAAUCAAAAAAUGCAAUGAAAAAAACAUUCAUAUCUGUGAAAAAUUGGUAUUUUUUGAAAAAAGGGGAAAUUUUGGGAUAUGCACUAAAAAAACAUCCUGGUACAAUCUUGAAAUUAGUGCUAAUAGGCUAAUUUUUUUUGUUUCUAUCUUUGUUUGGAUAUUCUAUAUCUUAUGUCAAACAUCUAAACAAUUCUCAUGUCCGCAAGUCCUAAUUUUGGAGGUUAAACUAAGUUAGGUGCAGACUUAAAAAAAUUAGCAAGAAAAGUUUAAAUUCGUAUAUGUAUACCAACAUAAGCGACAUGGUUUAAGGGUAUUUUUUAACACUUAUUCCAAAAAAAACUCACAAUAAGUCAACCUGACCAUCCCUGAAAAGUAAUGCACCUUAUUCAUGUUGAUCUGACACAAAUAUCUGAAGUGUUGUUUUUCAAUUCUUUAAAAUCUGCACCUUAUCUUCAAAUCAGGAAAAUUAGGACUUGCGGACAUGAGAUUUUUUUUAAGAUGUUUGACAUAAGAUAUAGAAUAUCCAAACAAAGAUAGAAACAAAAAAAAUAAGCCUAUUAGAACUAAUUUCAAGAUUGUACCAGGAUGUUUUUUAGUGCAUAUCCCAAAAUUUCCACUUUUUUCAAAAAAUACCAAUUUUUCACAGAUACGAAUGUUUUUCUCAUUGCAUUUUUUGAUUCCUAAUAAUAAUGGAUAUGAAAACCUUCAUGCAAAAUUUAGUUCCUCUACCAUAACUUUUAAGGGUUUUUCGGUAGUAAGUUUGCAACUGACUGUUAUAAUAAUAUGGGUUGACAGAUGAAAAUCUGGUAUAACUUUUUCAGAGACGUCAGAUUGUCUUGAUUUUAGAUUUGUUGGCAUCAGCAUUAAAAAAUACCUCGAAGACAUGUAUCAUAUGUGUAUAUAAUACCAUUGUCUAUUAUUGCUAAUUUUGAAAAUUUCCUUUCGCGCUUUGACCUUGAAAAUCGCGACACGCGGACAUUAGAUUUUUCUAGACUUUUGAGGUAUGUUAUAGAAUUCCAAAACGAAGAUAUUGAGCAAAAAAAAUUUCUAUUAACAUUCAUUCCGAGGUGAACCCCUCAUUUGACUGGAUUAUAGGUAUAUUGUUUAUUUUAUGUUCAAGAAAAAAAAAUUAUACUAAUUUUCUCUUCUUCCUUUUUUUCUUCUUAAAAGUCCUCUUUUUAUGAAGGUUCGAGAAUAAAAUGUUCUCUAUAAAAAAGAUUCCAGAUAAAACCUUCACACUAUUAAUACAAAAUUAUGCAAAUCACCAUACUGACAAAGAACUCGGCUCACAAGCAGAUCCGCACACUUUUUUCUCAAAUAUAAUCUAGCUCAUAUGCAAAUGAACUCAUAUCAGAGCUAAGCGGAGAGCUUGUUUGCAUGGCAUCUCUGCUUUUGAUUCAGUCAUAACAUUUCGUGUUUAUAUUUUUUUUGCAUUUACUAUCUUUACUCAUAAUAUGUGUUUUAAACUUAAUUUU